AUGUCAAACACAACUUUUCCUUUUACUGUAACAGAACAUAUCAUCGAUGGACAGUAUAUCCGCGAAUACCCUCGAGCAACCGUCUCACAAUCAGCUUGUUUGAAGUUGGCCGUGAAGAAAUAUGUUCCUGUUGAUUCAAAUUCUCAGGGCGUGACUAUCAUUGCCGCGCCUGGUGGCGGCUUUCCUAAGGUAGGAGAUAUUCUCAUCCAAGUUCAUAUCGUGGGGUUACUGACCAAUUCCCAGGAGCUAUAUGAACCAUUAUGGGAAGAUCUCCUAGUGCAAUGUAGGAAACGCGGAAUACAAGUUGGUUCUAUCUGGACUGCAGAUGCUUCGAAUCUUGGGGCUAGCGGUGUAGUGAACGAGGAGCUACUCGGAAACGAUCAAUCUUGGCUAGAUCACAGUCGGGAUCUCCUAUACAUGGUCAAUCAAUUUCGCGAUGAAAUGCCGCAGCCCAUCAUUGGCGUGGGUCAUAGUAUGGGCGCGGGGCAAAUUACCCUCCUAUCUGUCAUGCACCCUCGCCUUUUCACCUCUUUGGUGUUAAUAGAACCGGUGAUUACGCCAAACACAUUCGUUGGGUAUGGACCGUUACUCUCAAAGAUGUCACUCAAGCGUCGGGAUAUAUGGCCAUCCAAGUCUGUAGCCCUCAAAGCGGCACGAAGGUCACACAAAACAUGGGACGAUCGAGUUUUUGAGCGCUGGGCCCAACAUGGAUAUCGCAGUCUCCCAACUGCUCUCUAUCCGGAUUCGAACAGCGGCACGGGUAUCGACGAUCCUGUCACACUGACUAGCACCAAGCACCAAGAAGUGAUGCAGUAUAUUAGGCCAAACUUUGAUGGUCACAAGCCUAUUGGGCAAGAGGAUUCUACUACGCCCGCUUAUGACCCCCUGUUCCAACCCGAUCUGAUUGGCACACCCCUCAGAACAUCGCCUUUCUACCGCAGUGAGCCUGUUCUCGCGUGGAAAAUGAUUGAUCACGUUCGACCUUCUGUUCUUUAUAUUUAUGGCGAGAGUAGUCCGAUAUCAAAGCCUGAGAUUUGUGCCGAACUCCUUCAGCGAACCGGUGCAGGUAUCGGAGGGAGUGGUGGCUCGAUAAGGGGACAGGUAGAAGAGAAGUACAUCAAGGGCUCUGGGCACCAGGUACCGCUUGAAAAGGUAGCCGAGACAGCAUCGGCUAUGAGAACCUGGAUUGCAUCUGCAGUACAGAGAUGGCGCAAAGAUGAGGUGCGAAUCGCGAAGGACUGGGCAGAUCUGCCCAGGAAGGACCAAUUGAGCGUUUCAGCUGAAUGGACGCCUCAAUUGGAAAUUGCUUGCAAGGUGUAUGAACACAAGUCAAAACUCUGA
Molecule: messenger RNA, 1341 nt
Organism: Penicillium salamii
Lineage: Eukaryota; Fungi; Ascomycota; Eurotiomycetes; Eurotiales; Aspergillaceae
Source: the annotation of a GenBank genome assembly